Molecule: messenger RNA, 1077 nt
Organism: Prunus armeniaca (apricot)
Lineage: Eukaryota; Viridiplantae; Streptophyta; Magnoliopsida; Rosales; Rosaceae
Source: the annotation of a GenBank genome assembly
AUGGCUCUACAAAUUGAAGACCAAUAUGUCGAGUCACUUUCCUCCAUGGGGCACAAGCUAAGUGUCAAGAAUUUCAUUUGGUCUACAGAAGAAUGGCCAGAAAUUAACCAUGAUGACUUUGCAGAUGCAGAUGACAUCCCUGUCAUAAGUCUCCAAGGGGUUUUGGAUGGGAGGAAAAACCCUAACUAUGACAAGGUUUGCCAAGUCAUGGUGAGGGCUUGUGAGAAAUGGGGGUUCUUCAAGCUAGUGGAUCAUGGGGUUGCUCUGGAGACCAUAGAGAGUUUCAUAGGGAGCUUAAAUGGGCUUUUUGAUCUUCCAAUGGAGCAGAAGUUGAAGGGUGUUAGAUCAGCUAGCUUACCACUGGGUUACUGUGCCACAAAUCCUGAUUAUGGAAAAAAUUUGCCUUGGGCAGAGAUCUUGCAAUUGCUCCAGUCCCCACAACAGGUAGUUGGAUUUGCUACAAAGGUUUUUGGUGAUCAACAUCAGCCAUUUAGCAAUGCCAUGAUUGGCUACUUGAAUGCAUUAGACAAUCUAGGAAUGACCAUUUUCGAGAUGCUAGCUCAUGGACUGGGCCUUCCAGACGACUUUUUUAAAAAGCACUUUGAAGAGAAAGAGGCUACCAUGAUCAGGGUCAACAGAUAUCCACCUUGUCCUCUCCCGGAAAAAUGUCUUGGGCUUGGGAGCCAUUCAGACCCCCAUACCUUAACCAUAUUGCUGCAAGAUGAUGUUGGUGGGCUUCAAGUUCUGAUGAGUGACAACAAAUGGAUUGGUAUCCGCCCUGUUCAAAAUUCUUUCAUCAUCAAUAUUGGUGACACCCUUGAAGCUUGGACUAAUGGGAGGCUGAGGAGUGUAGUGCACAGAGCAGUGGUUAACAAGGAGAAGAAUAGGCUAUCAGCAGCAUAUUUCAUGAGCCCUAGUAAUUCUGCCCUCAUUGAGUGCCCUCCUGAGCUCAUGGACCCAAAAACCAACCCUAAAAAGUAUCAGCCCUUCACUUGGGGAGAAUUCAAAAAGGAACUUUUGGUACAAAAGAGGGUUGUUGGUAAAACUGCUCUAGAAAGAUAUCUAAUAUCUAAAUGA